Molecule: messenger RNA, 2237 nt
Organism: Jatropha curcas
Lineage: Eukaryota; Viridiplantae; Streptophyta; Magnoliopsida; Malpighiales; Euphorbiaceae
Product: granule-bound starch synthase 1, chloroplastic/amyloplastic
Molecular function (GO): alpha-1,4-glucan glucosyltransferase (UDP-glucose donor) activity
Source: RefSeq, a predicted model, not a curated record
GAAUGUCAGUCUCAACCUCAGAAACAAAGAGUUUCUGUUCAAUGAGGUAAUUUUUGAACGAGAAGAUUAGCAAUGGCAACGGCAUCAGCUUCACGUUUUGUUACAAAGAGCUCUAAUGUGUAUUUUAGAGGAGGAAAUGUAUCAGAGCGUAAAGUGAUAUUGGCGGCACAAAAUGGCCUAACGAACAAUACGAGUAGUCAUGUUGGGUUAAGGUUGGAGAAGUUGGCGAUGCUAAAGUUGAAAGCCAAUGCAAAGGCUUUUAGAAGACAAUUGAGAAAGCCAGUUGGAGUUAUUAAAUGUGGAAUUGGGAUGAAUUUAGUUUUUAUCGGAACUGAGGUUGGUCCAUGGAGCAAAACCGGCGGACUUGGUGAUGUUUUGGGUGGUCUCCCACCGGCGAUGGCAGCCAAUGGGCACCGUGUCAUGACAAUCUCACCACGCUACGAUCAGUACAAAGAUUCCUGGGACACAAAUGUUGUUAUUCAGAUAGAAGUUGGGGGUAAGCUUGAAACUGUUCGCUUCUUCCAUUGCUACAAACGAGGAGUUGAUCGUGUUUUUGUGGAUCACCCAAUGUUUCUAGAGAAGGUAUGGGGAAAAACUGGUUCGAAACUCUAUGGUCCUCAGGCAGGAACAGAUUAUGAAAAUAACCAACUUCGUUUCAGUUUGUUUUGCCAGGCAGCUAUUGAAGCACCGCGGUUGUUAAGUCUCAACAGUGGUAAAUACUUCUCAGGACCCUAUGGUGAGGAUGUUGUCUUCAUCGCAAAUGAUUGGCACACUGCUCUUCUUCCCUGCUACCUAAAAGCCUUUUACAAAUCAAAGGGGAUGUAUAGAAAUGCCAAGGUGGUUUUCUGCAUCCACAAUAUUGCAUACCAAGGACGAUUUGCCUUUUCGGAUUUUGCACUUCUUAAUCUUCCAGAACGGUUUAAGAACUCAUUCGAUUUUUUUGAUGGAUAUGAAAAACCUGUGAAAGGAAGGAAGAUUAAUUGGAUGAAAGCCGGAAUAUUAGAAUCAGACAGGAUUGUAACAGUUAGUCCACAUUAUGCAGAGGAACUAGUUUCUGGUAUAGAGAAAGGUGUUGAAUUAGAUAACAUCCUUCGUAUGACCGGUAUUUCUGGAAUUGUGAACGGUAUGGAUGUUCAGGAGUGGAAUCCAUCCACUGACAAAUAUAUCAAUGUUAAAUAUGAUUCUGCGACUGUGAUGGAAGCGAAGCCUCUUUUAAAGGAAGCACUACAAGCAGAAGUUGGGUUGCCUAUUGAUAGAAAUAUCCCUGUGAUAGGCUUCAUUGGUAGACUCGAAGAGCAAAAAGGUUCAGACAUUCUCGCAGCAGCAAUUCCAUUCUUAAUUCAAGAGAAUGUCCAAAUAAUUAUUCUUGGCACUGGAAAAAAGCACAUGGAAAAACAGAUAUUGCAGCUUGACGUACUCUAUCCUAAUAAAGCUAGAGGAGUAGCAAAAUUCAAUGUUCCCCUAGCACAUCUGAUUACAGCUGGAGCUGAUUUUAUAUUAGUCCCAAGUAGAUUUGAACCAUGUGGCCUCAUCCAAUUGCACGCCAUGCGAUACGGAACGGUUCCUAUCGUCGCCUCGACCGGUGGCCUUGUCGAUACUGUGAAAGAAGGUUAUACAGGUUUCCAAAUGGGUGCCUUCAAUGUACAGUGUGAUAAAGUUGAUCCUGAAAAUGCAACCGCAGUAGCAACAACAGUGAAAAGGGCACUUCAAGUCUGCGGUACCCGUGCUUUGGCAGAAAUGAUAGAGAAUUGUAUGGCUCAAGAUCUCUCAUGGAAGGGACCUGCAAAGAAGUGGGAGAAGUUGCUGCUGAGCUUGGAGGUUGCUGGAAGUGAACCUGGAAUUGAUGGAGAGGAAAUUGCUCCUUUAGCCAAGGAAAAUGUUGCUACUCCGUAAAAGGCUGAAUAUGGUCUAUUUGUUAAGUGUGAGACUAGUUAAAUACGACAUCUAAGCUAUGUUCAUCUAGCUAUAUACGACAUCUAAGCUCCGUUCAACUAGCAGGCAGAUCAAAAUAGGCGUGCUGCAUAAAUAGUGGACUAGAAGUUGAAAUUGCUGCAGCAAAGAAAGUGGCAAUCUACCAGGCGUUUCUCAGCCAUGUUAAUUCACUCCAGGAUUGGAAAUAGAAUGCAAUUCUUAUAAGUUGAAAUCUAUUUUUUGAUUUGAUUCACAAAAAAUCCAAAUUUGUUUAGAUACUGUUAUCUUAAAAUAAAUUUUUACUUGCAUACAAAGCAUAAACAUUA